Epinephelus fuscoguttatus (brown-marbled grouper) is the source of this 2190-nucleotide messenger RNA. Its product is annotated as kelch-like protein 1. The record is from RefSeq and is a predicted model, not a curated record. The transcript is spliced from 8 exons. Lineage: Eukaryota; Metazoa; Chordata; Actinopteri; Perciformes; Serranidae. Gene Ontology annotation, molecular function: protein binding. Bases 459 to 2081 code for a protein of 540 amino acids.
ACGACACUGCUCAAUGAUCGAGGGACGCUCUGAAUCGACUGGAUCUGUUGCAGAACAAACAGGAGUUCGGAAGAUUUAGCCUCUCUCUGCACUGCACUAUUUUCUUUAUCAACAAGCUGUUUCUGUUGGCAUGUGGCCUUAAAUCUUUCCUCUCAGCUGCUUCGUUGUUUGUGCUGUCAAAGGACACGUGACUGAGAGAGCUGCAGCAGGGAAAGGAAGCAUGGACUAAACUGUUCUGUCCUCUAUUUUUCCAUUACAGUGGCUGUUUGGAAUUCUUCCGGGGGGCUUGUCUUCCCUUAUUUGGAGCACUUACAGCAUCAAUCUGAAUCUGUGAUCGGAGCAGUAGUUGUGUGAGAAGAGCAUCGCAUGUUUAACCCUAUAGAUUUUAACCGAAAACCUGGUACAGGCAGUAUUCAAGCUGCUAUAAUGGACUUAACUUAGAUCUGACAGCCAAUGAGAUGAGUUCCCUCAGACAAUGCUUUAUGAUGCUUCUUCACUGGAUAAGCUUCUGGCUGAAAUAUGUUCUCACAAGAGUUUGGGGAGCUUUUCCAGCAGUCAAAAAUCAGAUAACAUCUCAGGGUAUCACAGAUAGACGAUCAUGCGAGGCAGACUCAGAGGAGUGGAAAACUAAUGAGGCACUUCGCACAUAUCACUCUGGAGAUGAAGACGAAACCAGGGUUAUGGUCCAAACCAGCACAUGUGCAUUCCAUGUCGACCUUGGGAGACUAUCAGAGUGCAGCGAGUACUUCCGAGCCUUGUCCCAGUCCAGAAUGAGAGAGACCUCGGAGAGCCUCAUCCACCUGGACCAUGUGUCCUCUUCUGUCUUCCACAAUCUCCUCGAGUUCUCCUUCCAUGAUAAGUUUAAAGUCCCUCAGGAGGAGUUGGGCACACACAUCCAGGUCAGCAGCUAUCUUCUGGCUGAGGCCUUCUUCUCAAAGUGUCUCUCGGUCCUGGCAGAUGAACUCAGCCCAGGUAACUGUUUGUCUUACCUGAGUCUGGCUCAGGAGAUCUGCUGUGAGGAGCUGAGGAUGACAGUGUUCACCUACCUGAGUAGAAACCUGCUGGAGCUGCCUCACCUCAUCAAGUGUCUGAACGAUGAGGAGAAGGUUGAAGUCGUCCACCUGAGGAAACAAGGAGACCGACGUCUCUGCAGCCUCAGGAAAGAGAACCUGACUUCUUGGAAAGACCCGGAAACAGAGCGUGCCCGAUAUAUCUUCACCCUGAGAGGGUCAGAGGACAGUGGAGAUUGGUGUCCAGUUACAGAGCUUCCCUUCAGGGCUGAUAAGUGGUGUUUCACUACAGUGGUCCUAUAUAACUACCUGUACAUAAUAGGAGGCUACCGACAGCCUGUGAAGAGAGGCUGGGAGUUCAAGAUGGCCUCCUUAAGGUAUAAUCCCUUCACUCAUACGUGGGCUGCCACAGCUCCUCUGAUUAAGCACAGAAGGCACUUCAGUGCAGUGGCCUGUGAAGGCUGUAUUUACGCUGUGGGAGGCUGGUACUUGGACUCACUGGUGACCCCAGAUUCCAGCACAGCUCUCUACACAGCUGUAGAACGCUAUGAUCCAUGGGAGGAUACAUGGAGGUUUGUCUCCUCACUGCCGCUCACUGACUUCCAGUUUACCAUGUCCUUGUCCCAUGAUGUGCCCCUUGCCACUAGCCUUGGACACUGUCUCUAUGUGUUGGGGAGCAUCCAGAGGACAGGAGAGAAAUUGCUGCUGCAGUAUAACACAAGGCAAGACUCCUGGUCUGAACUGCUUCCCACCCUCACCAGAGCAGAUGCAGACCUCCCUACUCUUUACUUCCUGGGUGCCGCCACUGACAGGCUGCUUGUGAUUGGUGGGAACAACUCAGAAAAUGUGGUGACAUCAUUUUGUGUGCAGUCACAGAGAUGGGGACAGGUGCACAGCACCGAGAAAGUGGCGUUUGCAGGGCAGGGGACAGUUGUAGGUGACCAGGUCCUGAUGCCAAGUAUACAGGAUAACACUGUUGCGAGUAUGGACCUCAACACUCUCUCCCUCACAGUUCUUCCUCCUCUACCCAUCUUCACCCGCUAUGAAGCUGUCUUUUAUCUUCACUUUUAAUAUUAUAGCUAACUUUUUUUGCUAUCCUGCACAUAUGAUGUGAUUGUUUUGCAGCUGAAUGUAGGUUAAGUCUCUCUCAAACAUAAGGAGAUAAACUCAGGUGGAUUAU